GGGUGCAGUCGGGGGUCAAAGUACCUCAGGGGGACAACCGGCAGCUGCCGCCACUCACUGAAGUGCCUGUUUUAAUGAGUGGCACUUUUUAGUGGCGCAGUUGAUUGGCUGUUUGGUUAACAAGUGCGUUUGUUGCGGUUGAGACUGGAGAGAGAGAGAGAUUAUAUAUAUAUAUAUUGUGAUCACUCAGUACUUAACCAGCGCUCGGUGCCGGGGACGGUGUGACGAUGAAGGCUCAGUUUAUGAAGGUGUUGACCCGCUGCGCUCCCAGUCCAUUGGCUAAAGACUCUAUUGAUGUUCAGAGCUCUGAUAUUACUGCUCUGUGCCGCUCCAGCUCGACGCCUACAGAGAAGGGCAAGAAGAAAGGGAAAAAGAAAGUUGCCAAAUCUGAGAUUGGAAUACCAUCUGACUUUCAGCACCGUGGUCAUGUGGGAUGGGACCCAGAAAAAGGAUUUGAUCUUAAUAACCUGGAUCCUGACUUGGUAAAAGUCUUCAUUCAAGCUGGUAUUAAUGAGUUCCAUUUGAAGGAUAAAGAAACAUCUAAGAUGAUCUACAAUGUUCUUGAGAAUAAAGGUGAAAUAAACGCUGCGCAGAAAGAUGCCAAACAGAAAGAACCAAAAUCACCAGACAAAACUGUCCAACCGACUGCCCAACUAAUGGGACCUCAAACAUUUGUAACUCAAGUAUCAUUUCCAUUCCAAUCUCCUCCAUCUCUUCCUAUUCCCACUGCUCCCCCAUUACCCAGUAGUCCACCUAUUCCUCCACUACCUCCACCAUUACCAUUUGAAUCUACUUCCUUCAGUGUGAGCAAACCACGCAUGUUUCAAGAAGACUCUGGACUCGCUAAAGUAGAUGAAUCUCAUGGUAGGGGUCAACUCCUGGAAUCAAUUCGACAAGGCUUUUCAUUAAAGCCAGUAUCUCGUGACCCAAAACCAGCUCAGCCCCCUGAAGAUGAUGAUAUUGUGGGAGCCCUUAAAGAUGUCAUACAGAAGAGGACUAGAGCCCUUCACUCGACGGGAGAUGAAGUUUCUGAUGAAGACGAGUGGAAUACUUAAAUUUACUUCUGGUCACGGCGUCCUUGUAAGGCAAAUGCCUUUUUGAAAUGUUCCAAUGCCUUCGUGUAGUUUGUAUUUAACACAGCUGUCUUGAUAAACAAGUUUUUUUUUUUGUUUGUUGAUAAUCACUUUGAGGCCUAAUAGCAGAGUGAUUCUAUCCAUGUUGUACAACUUUGCAGACUAGCGUGCGUGUGUGUAGAAAGGUAGAGUCUUGCAGUUUGACAUUUGAACCUUGUUGACUUGUUAGGAAAGCCUGUUUCUGGAUUCUGUGCAUGUUGUCGCUGCAAAAAGCAGAAUUUACGUGUUUUGAAGUUUGAUUUCCGGGAGCACUAUCACCCAGCACCUCCCUUUAACUGGUAUCUUGUCCUGGACGUUCUGUUGGGUUCUGUUUCUGAUGGUAAUUUUUUUUUUUUUAAAUGAAAGUAAAACUACUGUGGUGUCUGUCUUUUUAUAAAUGGAAAUGAAUUAUGCUUGUAUUUUUUAAAAAAUAAAGAAAUGCUGAUUGGUCAA
This is a messenger RNA of Callorhinchus milii (elephant shark), 1565 nucleotides long. Its product is annotated as wiskott-Aldrich syndrome protein. Gene Ontology annotation, molecular function: actin binding. The record is from RefSeq and is a predicted model, not a curated record. Gene Ontology annotation, biological process: actin filament organization. Lineage: Eukaryota; Metazoa; Chordata; Chondrichthyes; Chimaeriformes; Callorhinchidae. The transcript has 7 exons. The coding region runs from base 228 to 1055 and encodes 275 amino acids.